ACUCUGCAGAGGUACCCGUCUGUGACAGCCCGAUGCAGCUCCUCCCACUUCCUGCCCUCAUCCGGACAGAGACUCCCAUGGAUGCAAACAAGCCGAAGAAACGCAGUUUGACGACUUUCCCGGUUCUGAAAGCAAGGAAGAAGCCAAGUGUCCCCACUGUGAAGGGCCCCACUCUUCCUCCCGAGAUCUACAUGGUUGAGAGUAAGCCUUUGGUUCAAGCCCAGAAGCCAUCCUCCAAGGUCAAGAAGCUAAGAAUGACCCGAUGUUCACAAAAGACUACAAACACCAAUAUCACUACACUCCCUUUUGUGGACACAAAGGGGAGGCGGAACACAGUUAACUUCCCACACAUUGGCAACAAAGUCCUAUCAAAGCCAUCCAUCCUGUAUCAGGAAAAUCAAAUUCACAAUCAACUGCUCUCCUCUGAACUCAAGACUUCAGAAAUACCUUUCAACUUUAACCCUAAACCCCAAGACACCAAACCACGUGCAGAGCUAACAAAGAAGCACAAGGUUCCUCUUACAGCAGCAGAGGCCCUAAAGUUUUUUAAGAAUCAGCUGUCCCCAUAUGAGCAAAGUGAAAUCCUGGGCUACUCGGAACUGUGGUUCCUGGGGCUUGAAGCGAAGAAGCUAAAGGUGUCUCCUGACAAGUUCAGCAAGGCGAGCUUUGAUGAUGAGCAUGGUUCCUACAUGAAGGUCCUGCAUGACCACAUUGCCUACAGAUAUGAAGUUCUGGAGAUGAUCGGCAAAGGGUCCUUUGGACAGGUGGCCAAAUGUUUGGAUCACAAAAACAAUGAGUUGGUGGCCUUGAAAAUCAUCAGGAACAAAAAGAGAUUUCACCACCAGGCUCUGGUGGAGCUGAAGAUUCUGGAAGCCCUCAGAAAGAAGGACAAAGACAACAGCCACAAUGUGGUCCACAUGAAGGACUUCUUCUACUUCCGGAAUCACCUCUGUAUCACCUUUGAACUCCUGGGAAUCAACCUGUACGAGUUGAUGAAGAACAAUAGCUUCCAAGGCUUCAGUCUACCCUUAGUUCGGCGCUUCACCCUUUCUGUUUUGAAGUGCUUACAAAUGCUUUAUGUAGAGAAAAUCAUCCACUGUGAUCUCAAGCCGGAAAAUAUUGUGUUAUACCAGCGGGGCCAAGUCACUGUUAAAGUUAUUGACUUUGGAUCAAGCUGUUAUGAACACCAGAAAGUGUACACAUACAUCCAAAGCCGGUUCUACCGAUCUCCGGAAGUGAUUCUGGGCCACCCCUACAACAUGGCCAUUGAUAUGUGGAGCCUGGGCUGCAUCAUGGCAGAGCUGUACACCGGAUGCCCACUGUUCCCAGGGGAGAACGAGGUCGAACAACUGGCUUGCAUCAUGGAGGUUCUGGGCCUGCCACCUGCCCACCUCGUCCAGACGGCCUCUAGGAGACAGAUAUUCUUUGAUUCCAAAGGUCUUCCCAAAAAUAUAACCAACAACAGGGGAGAGAAAAGAUACCCAGACUCCAAGGAUCUCAUGAUGGUGCUGAAAACCUACGACUCCAGCUUCCUAGACUUUGUCAGAAGGUGUUUGGUAUGGGAGCCUUCUCUGCGCAUGACCCCUGACCAAGCCCUCAAGCAUGCCUGGAUUCACGAGCCACGGAAACUCAAAACACGGCCCAGGCCACAGAUCCUAAGAAAGUCUAGUUUGUGUACUUCUGAGAUAAGCAAGGACAAGGCUGAAGAACAUCGUUCCAGCAAAAACAAAACAGAUGAGACCACCAAAGAAACUACAGACAUACUAAACGAUGACGCUGAGAAGCAUGGUCAGAAUUCAGGCAAACAGCAGAGCUCUCUCCAGCACAUGGGUGACACAGUCCAGCUGCCUCAACUAACAGAAGCAUCUGGAAAGCCAGAGACUGUUGCUGGGUCAGAGGUGACCACAGAACAACAAUGCACCUCCUCCCCCAAAAGCACAAACAUUCUACCACCCAUCUUGUGACCCUCACGGAGGGUGCAUCCUGUUCCUCACCACUAUCGACUUGUAUUAGAGAAGGCACUUUGAUUGUACAAUACUUCACACUGCUUUUUUAAUGCAUAAAGAUUUGUAAGAAAAAUCAAACUCUAUUCACAGGGUUCAGGGUAGAGGUGCUUACCUGAACUUACUUUUUAGGGUGUGUGUAUGUUUGUGUAGGGGGCAGUGUCAGAUGCUACAGCCUCACUCAUGGAACUGUAAAUAAAAUCAGAUCUUUUCUUCUUUGUGACUGUCAAA
Messenger RNA from Mesocricetus auratus (golden hamster), 2234 nucleotides. It is a transcript of the gene Dyrk4, whose product is annotated as dual specificity tyrosine phosphorylation regulated kinase 4. Gene Ontology annotation, molecular function: ATP binding; protein serine/threonine/tyrosine kinase activity; protein serine/threonine kinase activity. Bases 33 to 1964 code for a protein of 643 amino acids. The record is from RefSeq and is a predicted model, not a curated record. Lineage: Eukaryota; Metazoa; Chordata; Mammalia; Rodentia; Cricetidae. Gene Ontology annotation, cellular component: nucleus. The transcript has 16 exons. Gene Ontology annotation, biological process: peptidyl-serine phosphorylation; peptidyl-threonine phosphorylation.